AUGAAAUAACAAAUCUUCUCUACUCAGCAUCAGCAACUCUUUGGGCUUUUCGCAACGGCUUCAUCUAGGAACAUUCACACAGAGCGAGCAGUGUCUAAAAGUAACUAUCGAGGUACUUGAGGAAUGUGAUUCGUUCAAAGUCAUAGAAUUAGAGAUAAACUAUAGACACCCAGCCUGUCACCUGCCUUCCUGUCACUCUGGUAUUGCUUGUUACAACGUCGUAUCACGGUAUUUACCCUGUGGCGGCUGAGGAACAAUCAUGUCGACGACGGCAAAGCGCUACCCUGGAGAUUGUGACGAAGCUUACCCCGAAGUUUUCACCGUUGGUCCACCCCAGCCAACUGAAGCAAAGCCAGGACAACUCACAAAAGCUCAAGUUGAUCAUUUCUUUGACAAGGGUUAUCUGAUAGUGGAGAAGUUCUUCUCCAAGGAGGAACUGGAUCCUUGCAGAGAAGCCAUAGGGAAACAAGUUGAAGAACUCGCUCAGAAGUUGUACAAAGGAGGAAAGAUUAAAAAUUUAUACGAGGACAAAGGGAUGUUUGAGCGCUUGUCGUUUAUUGAGAAAGCGUUUCCCGGAGCCAAUAUACUCUCACAUAAAGCAAGGAAAUUUCCUCCGGCCUUCCGUGCAGUUUGGAGCAAUGACCGACUCUUGAAUUUGGUUGAACAACUGAUUGGACCCAAAAUAGCCGGACAUCCAGUUUGGAACCUGCGGGCAAAAACACAAAAGAACAACGCCACUACUGUGCCGUGGCAUCAAGAUUCUGGUUACCUUGACAACGAGUCUUACAAAGUCCUGCAACCAGCGGCCUGGGUUCCGCUUCUAGAUGCCAAUGCUCAAAAUGGAUGCAUGGAGGUGGUAUCCGGCGGUCACCGACCAGGUCGCAUCUGUCGUCACACGUGCUGCUGGGCGGACACGUGGUAUGUGGAACUUGCAGAGGAGGAGAUGGUGAAGACUCUGGGUGUGGAUCUGGAAAAAGACAUCAAACUGUGCCCAAUUCCCUACGGCGGGAUGCUUUUGAUCAACAACAUGAUCCCCCAUAGAAGUCUGCCGAAUGUUUCCAACGAGAUUCGGUGGAGCUUGGACCUGCGUUGGCAGGAUCCCGCUAAACCUUACGGCUUCUACGGCCUGAAGGAGGGGAUUCUGAUGAGAGAUCCCUCCAAGCCUGACCACAAGAUUGACUGGUCGCCAUUUGAGUCUGUGGACAGACACAAAACCGAAGUGUUGAACGAAGAGAAAGAGGACGAUGCCUUCGAAACCACGAUCCAGGGCCCCCAUAUGGAGAAGUGGGAAAUGACGCACGAGAACCGACACACAGUUAAAUUCGUGAAGGGAAUACGUGCAAGCUAACCUUGCAACAGGACUUCAACAAUGACAGUAUUAACUGUGUCGUCAUGGCAAAUGGCGUAGCCAAUCCUGUGUGUGUCAUAU
Messenger RNA from Haliotis rufescens (red abalone), 1429 nucleotides. Its product is annotated as phytanoyl-CoA dioxygenase domain-containing protein 1-like. The transcript has 10 exons. The record is from RefSeq and is a predicted model, not a curated record. Bases 260 to 1348 code for a protein of 362 amino acids. Lineage: Eukaryota; Metazoa; Mollusca; Gastropoda; Lepetellida; Haliotidae.